AUGAAUUAUGAUCAACUGUUAUGUGCAUGGUCUCUGCUGUUUACGGAGAUGUAGGCGUUCGGAUAGCUUCCUACCCGUAGGAUGUAUCCGGAAUAUACAGCUGUGCUGCUCGCGGAAAUGAGGCCUGUCACCCACAAAAUCUGGUGGCAUAGUAGUAUUCAGUAUAGCAUGGGCCCCAGACCAGGUCAGACACAGGCAAUGAUAGUACCAACUAGUGCAUUUCAACAGAGAAGGGGAUAUGCGCAAGAAACAAGGACAAUGGGAACAAUGCCAAGCCCAGCAACGGAGGCUGCGCAAAAAGAUAUGACAAGAGUGGGAUUCGAACCCACGCCAUCUUACGAUGAUCAGGAAGCUGUGAAGCUGGGUGUUAAGGUGACCUUAACCUGACGCCUUAGACCAACUCGGCCAUCUUGCCGUUGAUGAAUGAAUUGCACAAUUUUGCGUAUAUUGCUUCUUAAAGAAAACAAGACUCGUGGCAGGCAGAUCCGGC
Aspergillus saccharolyticus JOP 1030-1 is the source of this 490-nucleotide messenger RNA. RefSeq lists its product as uncharacterized. The transcript has a single exon. The record is from RefSeq and is a predicted model, not a curated record. The coding region runs from base 82 to 387 and encodes 101 amino acids. Lineage: Eukaryota; Fungi; Ascomycota; Eurotiomycetes; Eurotiales; Aspergillaceae.